Molecule: messenger RNA, 1137 nt
Organism: Penicillium olsonii
Lineage: Eukaryota; Fungi; Ascomycota; Eurotiomycetes; Eurotiales; Aspergillaceae
Source: the annotation of a GenBank genome assembly
AUGAAGAUUUCCAGUCUUAUCGGGCUAGCCACCGCGGCUGCGGCAGUUUCUGUUCCGCGCUCCAAGCAUUCUUCUCCCACCGCACUCAACAAUGUGACCAUUUUCUCCCCGCCCUCCGACUACAUCGUCCCAAGGACCUUGUACCCUCGGAAUGAACAGCUCCCCAAUGGUGACAUUCUAGCAACCUGGGAAAACUAUUCGCCAGAGCCCCCACAGGUCUACUUCCCCAUCUACCGCUCCAAGGAUCACGGCAAGACUUGGAAGGAGAUCUCCAAGGUCCACGAUACCGCCAACGGGUACGGACUGCGCUAUCAGCCAUUCCUCUACUAUCUCCCCGAGCGUGUCGGGUCAUUCAAGAAGGGGACCUUGUUGUUGGCUGGUAGCAGUAUUCCAACCGAUCUCUCUUCCACGAACAUUGAUCUCUACGCAUCAACCAAUGAUGGCAAGUCUUGGAAAUUCGUCAGCCACAUCGCCGCCGGCGGAAGAGCAGAGCCCAUCAAUGGACUCACCCCCGUCUGGGAGCCUUUCUUGCUUGCUCACAAGGGAAAGCUCAUCUGCUACUACUCUGAUCAGAGAGACAAUGCCACCUACGGACAGACUAUGAUUCACCAGACCUCUUCUGAUCUGAAGAACUGGGGAGAGAUCGUAGAGGACGUCACAUACCCCACCUACACUGACCGACCCGGCAUGCCGGUGGUGACCAAGCUCCCUAACGGCAAAUACUUCUACAUCUACGAAUAUGGUUCUUUCUUCGGAACCUCGACCUACUCGUUCCCUCUUUACUACCGAAUCACAUCCGAUCCCGAGAAGGUCGCCGAAGCUCCCCACCAGCGCCUGGUGGUAUCAAGCGGAACUAAGCCCACUUCCUCUCCCUAUGUUGUGUGGACACCAUACGGUGGCAAGAACGGUACAAUCAUCGCAAGCUCCGGGACUCAGAGCACCCUUUUCAUCAACAAGGCUCUUGGUGAGGGUGAAUGGACUGAGAUUCCAUCUCCCGAGGAGCACGGUUACACCCGCGCUCUGAGGGUGUUGUCGGAGGAUGGCGGCCGCUAUCUGAUGGUUCACUCUGCUGGUGUGUUGCUAGGAACCAACAACCGUGUGUCGGCUAGUGUGAUGGACUUGAAGGAUGUAUUGUAA